CUGGAUGCCAACCACCGUAAGAUUAUACGAAGAAGAAAACGCUUCCCCUCCGUGCGAUAUGACGACGUUUUGUUGACAAUACAUUGAUUUUGGUUCACUAUUAGCUCAAUAAGAUCAUUUUCGCAAUCACAAUUUAAAGCAAAAUAUCGUUAAAAUACUACAUUAAUAUCAUGUAGAUAGAAAGUAAAAGAUAGAGCGCACUUAGCCUACAGGCUAACGUAAACAACUUGCGCAAUAGGAGUUGAAGUCGCUGUAAAAUAACAGUUUCGUUCAUUAAAGGAGAAAUAUGUCCGAGUCUAAAGAGAAAGCUGUGUGUUUGAGGUCUGAUGUUACUACAGUCGCUGUCAGGAAUCCUGUGGAGGAGACCAAAACACCCAAGAGGAAGAUUCUGGAUGAAGAACAGUAUAUUGAGAGUUUGGAGAAGAUCAUCCAGAGGGACUUUUUCCCUGAUGUCUCCAAACUUCAAGCGCAGAAGGAUUAUCUGGAGGCGGAGGAGAACGGAGAUCUGGAGCGGAUGAGGGAGAUCGCCAUCAAAUACGGCUCUGCCAUGGCCAAAUACACACCACGCACUUAUGUGCCCCAUGUGACACCUUCAACAUUUGAGACUCCUGAUGGACGAAGUGCAUCUCCUUCAUCUUCACAGAGUAAAGGCAGAGCAGCCAAAGAGGAUGGAAAAGAUGUUGAAAAGGCAUCAGAGAAGGAUCUUCCAUCCCUGGACCGAUUUCUUUCUAAAAACACGAGUGAGGAUAACGCAUCCUUUGAGCAGAUAAUGGAGCUUGCGGAGGACAAGGACAAACUGCGGCACGCAUGGCUUUAUGAGGCUGAAAAUGAAUACAAAGAGAGACACGAGCAGAACCUGGCUCUGCCAUCCACGGAGAAACAGGCUCUGGAGUGCACCAAAGCAGGACUGGAAACAUGGCAGUACAAGGCCAAAAAUUCACUCAUGUAUUAUCCUGAAGGUGAGAAAGAUGACACUCUCUUCAAAAAGCCACGGGAGGUUCUGUACAAGAACACACGGUUUGAGGACGACCCUUUCUGUAAAGCCCUGAACAAAUCCCAGAUCCAGCAAGCUGCUGCGCUCAAUGCACAGUUUAAACAAGGCAAAGUCGGUCCAGACGGAAAAGAGCUUCUUCCUCAUGAAUCCCCCAAAGUGAACGGUUAUGGAUAUGAGGGCGCACCGUCACCCGCUCCUGGUGUUGCAGAGUCUCCUUUAAUGACGUGGGGUGAGAUUGAAAGCACCCCGUUUCGUCUGGAGGGCUCAGAUACUCCUCUUGUGGAGAGAAGCCACGGUCCAUCAUUCAAGAUUCCAGAGCCGGGCAGAAGAGAGCGUUUGGGACUGAAAAUGGCCAAUGAGGCGGCAGCGAAAAACCGAGCGAAGAAACAGGAGGCGCUGCGCAAAGUCACUGAAAACCUCGCAAGCCUCACACCGAAGGGAUUGAGCCCCGCAGCGCUGUCUCCUGCUCUCCAGCGUCUGGUGAACAGAUCGUCCAGCAAAUACACGGAUAAAGCACUGCGAGCGAGCUACACGCCGUCUCCUGCACACAGAAGCCUCGGCUCCAAAACUCCAUCCGGAGGCCUGACGACUCUCACACCCACACCCACCAAAACACGCACACCGGCCAGCCAAGACCCGGCCUCCAUCACAGACAACCUGCUGCAGCUGCCCAAGCGGAGGAAAGCCCAGGACUACUUCUGAAAACACACUGGAACAUGGCCUGUGCACUGUAUUUAUUAUUAUUUUUAAUUACGUUUAUUUUAAAACGAGUAAAUCAAUGUUUCUGAUAUGAUUUUCGUCAGUAACACUUUACAUUAAAGUAGUGUUAGUUAAUGCAUUUACUACCAUGAAGAAACAAUACAUUUAUUAUUAGUGUGUUAAUGAAAAUACAGUCGUUUAUUGUUAAUGUUAACUCGCAAUGCAUUGACUAAUGUUAACAAGCGUGAAUAUGGAUGUUAAUAAUGUAUUAGUAAAUGUUAAACUAUGAUUAAUAAAUGCUGUACAAGUAUCGUUCGUAACUAGUUCAUGAUAGUGAAUGGAUUAGCUAACAUUAACUAAUGCAAUCUUAUUGUAAAGUCUGACCAUUUUAAAACCUGCAGAUUUUUGGGUCAUUAAUGUAUUUAUUAACAUUAAUUGUGAACAACACAGCAUUUAUUAAUCAUAGUUCAACAUUUACUAAUGCAUAAUUAAAAUGCUUGUUAACAUUAGUCACUGUGAGUUGACAUGAACAACUUUAUUUCUGAUAACAAAUAAUGAAUACAUACUGUGAUAAAUGUAUUGCUUAUUGUUUGUUGUUAGUAAACGCAUUAACUAAUACAACCAUAUUUCUAUUUUAUUUUAUAUUUUUAUUUUAGCCAGCAUACACGUGUUUGAUCGUUUCAGACGUCAUCCACAUCAAGAAGGUGAAUCAUUUGAUCCACUUGAACUUUGAUUCUUGAUUCACUUUGGACUAAGAUGAUUCGGUGCUGCUGAAUAUUGAUCUUGUAAGGUCUCAGGGGCACAAUAAAGAGAACAUCUACACACA
Molecule: messenger RNA, 2519 nt
Organism: Danio aesculapii
Lineage: Eukaryota; Metazoa; Chordata; Actinopteri; Cypriniformes; Danionidae
Gene: ess2
Product: ess-2 splicing factor homolog
Exons: 10
Coding region: 287-1696 (469 amino acids)
Cellular component (GO): catalytic step 2 spliceosome
Source: RefSeq, a predicted model, not a curated record